Spinacia oleracea (spinach) is the source of this 974-nucleotide messenger RNA. RefSeq lists its product as uncharacterized. The transcript is spliced from 5 exons. The coding region runs from base 243 to 725 and encodes 160 amino acids. Gene Ontology annotation, biological process: protein targeting; intracellular protein transport. NCBI's taxonomy places the organism in Eukaryota, Viridiplantae, Streptophyta, Magnoliopsida, Caryophyllales, Amaranthaceae. The record is from RefSeq and is a predicted model, not a curated record. Gene Ontology annotation, cellular component: membrane.
CUCAGUCCCUCACUCAGUUAACUCCACCCAGACCACAACCAUAACGACCAGACCCACCCUACCCCCACUUAAAUUUCCCGGCCACCACCACUACCACAGCCACUCACCCGAAGCCCUAAAUUAGGAAAUUGAAUAUGAUUAUACUUUAUUAACCUAAAUUAGGUUUUCAAUUAGUAACGAUUAACUGUUUGUUGUUGCUAUUUCCAGGGAAUUUCAAUUAAUUUGGUUUGUUGCUGAUAGAAAUGGCUACUUUUUCUGGGUUGUCGUCAAAUUCUUCAGUUUUGGGUUAUAAUAAUGGCAACCCAAUGCUUUCAUUUCGAUAUCGAAUGUCGAUUGAAGCCAACACUAGAGGCUUGGUUACUUGUAAAUUUGUACCAAAAUGGGAUUUAAGGUCAGAGAUCCAUUAUUCUCACAAGAAGCAGGUUCAACCUCGGUUUUCGAUGUCUCGGGGAGGAAAUUAUGGUUUAAAGUUUGAUGAUGAGUGUGCUGAGGACCCAUUUUGGCUACGUUUCUCUAAGGAAACAAUCAGGGGUUUGAAAUCAUUGGUUAGGUUCCUUGUUCAACAACCUGGGCAGCUGAAGUACAUAGAAUGGCCGAGUUUUAACGACACGCUGCGAACUGCCACCCUCACCCUUGUACUUGUAGCCGGGCUUAUUGUUGCUUUGUCUUCAAUUGAUGCUGGACUUUCUUAUGUGUUGGCACUACUUCUGCGAAAACCUGCAUGACACAACCUGUUUUGGUCUCGGCUCUAGCUUUUCUGACAGACAACACUGAUUUUACCAGUAGCGUCGACAGAAUUUCAUCUUUGGAGGCUCAACUUGAUAGAUUUAAGAUCAGUGUACAUUGUAAACUAGUCAACUAGGACAAAGGGCUUUGGUAAAAGUAUGCUGUAAGUUUGAUCUUGUCUAUAACAUAGUACUUUGUAUUUCCUUACCAUUAAAGUAUGUUGAUCAUAUAAUUGUUUUACCAUUAAA